This is a messenger RNA of Lindgomyces ingoldianus, 1554 nucleotides long. Its product is annotated as putative P450 monooxygenase. Gene Ontology annotation, molecular function: heme binding; oxidoreductase activity, acting on paired donors, with incorporation or reduction of molecular oxygen; monooxygenase activity. NCBI's taxonomy places the organism in Eukaryota, Fungi, Ascomycota, Dothideomycetes, Pleosporales, Lindgomycetaceae. The coding region runs from base 1 to 1554 and encodes 517 amino acids. The transcript has 5 exons. The record is from RefSeq and is a predicted model, not a curated record.
AUGAAUCACAUAGUAUCGAGACUUAAAGAGCAGUGGAACGCCGUCUCAAUCCUGCAGCCUAAGCCUCUUCCUUACGUGGCGGCCUUUUUGGUGGUGGUUCUGGUCACAUUCUACUUGCGCGUUUCGUCAAACGUGCCGCCGCUAUUGAAUGGGAAAGGUUUCUUCGAGUUCUCCGACGAACGUGUGAAGACGGUAUUCAUAAGCAAUGCUAGGCAGAUGCUACAUGACUGGUUUGAAAAAAACCCUAACAAACCUGUUUCGGUUUAUAGCGAUACUGGAACGGUCAUAGUGUUGCCGGGAAGUAUGGCAAAUGAGAUCCGAAACGAUAAAAGAUUUCACUUGCGCCAGCAGGUUGAACGGAUGAUGCAUGGUCGUCUACCGGGCUUUGAAGUCUUCCGUGACGAUAACAACAACCAGCUCGUCAAGACUGUAAUUAAUAAGGAUCUCACCAGACAAUUGGCUAAGGUCACUGCGCCCCUUGCUGAGGAGACUUCAUUAGCCCUAGCAGAUUUGCUUGGUGAAGGUACAGAAUGGCACGAAUUGCCUGUCCAAGGCACCAUUCUUAAGCUGAUCGCUCGCCUUUCCUCACGAGUUUUCCUCGGCACUGAGCUCUGCCGCGACGAAAAUUGGCUGCAAGUUACCAGAGAGUAUGCAGUAAUGGCAUUUGUAGCUGCGCAAGACCUUCGAUUAUGGUCUCCUUGGCUACGGCCGAUUGCGAACUUAUUCCUUAGUAAAUGCCGAAAGAGUCGUGCUUCUAUGCAAAAAGCCCGAGAAGCGAUUCAACCCGUUAUUCAAGAGCGUAUGAGACUUAAGGCAAAAGCCACAGGAGAACAGGCACCAAAAUUCAACGACGCAAUUUCUUGGUUCGAAGAUGCGGCAAAUGCGUCAUCUUUUGAUCCCCAAAUUGUCCAAUUAUCUCUUUCCACAGUGGCCGUCCAUACAACAACAGAUCUGCUGUCCCAAACGCUGGCGGAUAUCGUGAUGCAUCCUCAGAUCAUCGAGCCACUACGAAAAGAGAUAAUUUCGGUUCUAAACGAGGAUGAGGGGUUAAAAACGACAUCAUUGGGUAAAAUGAAACUUCUUGAUAGCUGUAUCAAAGAGAGUCAGCGUUUGAAACCGUUGUCCAUGGCAUCAAUGGGCCGGAUAGCCACUGAGCGUGUAGUUCUAUCCGAUGGUACCGUGAUUCCCAAGGGCCAAAGCAUACUAGUUGACUCAAGCAAGAUGUGGGACUCCAAAGUGCAUCCUACGUCUCCGGAAAAAUGGGAUGGAUAUCGUUUCCUUCGAAUGCGCGAAGAUCCUAAGAAACAGGAUCUGGCCCAACUUGUAACGACGUCGCCUGAACAGAUCGCAUUCGGCUACGGCAUUUACGCCUGCCCUGGCCGCUUUUUUGCAGCGAACGAAAUCAAAAUUGCGUUAACUGUCAUCUUGCUGAAAUAUGAGUUGAAGUUGGAAGAAGGCCAGACGCCAAUGGGAUUCGAUUAUGGGUUUACCUGCAAUUUUGACUUUUCUGUGAAAAUAAGUGUCAAACGUCGCAAGGAAGAAAUUGCGAUAUGA